Molecule: messenger RNA, 2479 nt
Organism: Trematomus bernacchii (emerald rockcod)
Lineage: Eukaryota; Metazoa; Chordata; Actinopteri; Perciformes; Nototheniidae
Product: early growth response protein 2b-like
Exons: 2
Coding region: 1-1149 (382 amino acids)
Biological process (GO): regulation of transcription by RNA polymerase II
Molecular function (GO): RNA polymerase II cis-regulatory region sequence-specific DNA binding; DNA-binding transcription factor activity, RNA polymerase II-specific
Source: RefSeq, a predicted model, not a curated record
AUGGCUGCUAGAAUAGCGGAGGAAAUGUCCGUGUCUUUGAGCAGUUUUGUGGAUAACAUUAAUCUCAAAGAUGUUUACACUGCGGAGGGGUCGAUGGAGUUUAAAGAGGAGGCUGUAGGGGAGGAAGAGGAGGAGGGGGGAAAGCGCACACCGGAGCUGUCUCUGCACGGAGACUUGUCACACUACGUGGCAACUUUACGCACGCACCCCGUGGCGUUGACCGGCAAGUUCUCGGUGGAGUCUCGAGGCUCUGGAGGCCCGUGGACACCGGGGGGCGUCAUCAACGUGAUCAGCGCUGACAUCGCUGCCCCGGGGCCGAAUACGUGCUCAGAAUCGCCAGAUAUUUACGCAGCGGUGGACGACACCAUGGCGCACGGCCAGCCGGACAUCAGCCACAUGUACGCGCCCCCUCACCACCACCCCCACCCCCACGCGGGCCCUUCCUACUCCUGCAGCGGGGACAUGUACCAGGAGCAGCCGGCAGGGGGCUACUUGGCCACAUCCACCUGCUCCUUGUCUUACCUCCCGCCCCAAAACUACAGCUCCGUGCCUAAACCGAGUGUGGAUGGAACCCUGCUCUCCAUCAUGCCGGACUACGGAGGCUUCUACCCGCAGAGCUGCCAGAGAGACCUCCAGGCGGCUUUCUCUGAAAGGAAAUCCCUCCCUUACCCUCUGGACUCCCUCAGGGUGCCUCCCCCUCUCACUCCCCUCAACACCAUCAGGAACUUUACGCUCGGCGCGCCCUCUGUGGCCGCAGAUGGCCCCAUGGCUGCUGCCUUUCCAAACCACCAGAGCCUCCCUCUCAGACCCAUAUUGAGACCCAGGAAGUACCCGAACAGACCGAGUAAAACACCCGUGCACCAGAGGCCGUACCCGUGCCCGGCGGAGAGCUGCGACCGCCGGUUCUCCAGGUCUGACGAGCUGAGCCGGCACCUGCGCAUCCACACCGGCCACAAGCCCUUCCAGUGCCGCAUCUGCAUGAGGAACUUCAGCCGCAGCGACCACCUGACCACACACAUCCGCACACACACCGGGGAGAAGCCGUUCUCCUGCGACCAGUGCGGGAGGAAGUUCGCCCGCAGCGACGAGAGGCGGAGGCACAUGAAGAUCCACCUGCGGCAGAGGGAGAAAAAGUCCUCCGCGGCCUGAUCCUCGCUGCGCAUGCGCAAAGCUGCUGAAUGUAAACUUUCUGCUCCUGCUGACACUGUGUGCAAAAAGAGCCCAAAUCCUAUUUUGUAGACUAAGUUGUUGUUCUCAGAAAAAAGAUGGAAGGAAUAUCUUUGGAAGCCAUAUCUUUAACAAACAUAAGAAUCAGGGAGAACCAGAGUUCACUAUGAUGUGCUUGGUCAUGCCUUCAGUAUUUAUAUAAAACAUAACUCCUCACUUAUCACUCAGUGGUCCAAAUUAUACACAGAAAUGCCCAUAAAAACGAAGCUGGUUAUUGUAGCGUUGCUUAUCUCCUCGAUUAAUCGUUUGGUCUAUACAAUCUCAGAAAGUAAUGAAAAAUACCAUUUAUCAAUUAUCAAAAGCUGAUUAUUUAUUUUAUAUUUCUUCUUAAUUGUAAGACAUAUAUAUGGAGUUUGGCUUGCUUUAGUGCUCUGUUGCAAGGCAUUGCGUCUACUACUGUAUCUGCUUCAUGUUCUCAGGGAUUACAUUACAAUUCAGGCUGCAAACACAGACUGAAAUCCUGCGAGUCAGCUGUCAGUUUACUGCUGCAGGUGGUUUGGUUUCUGUAAAAUGCACAAAAUAGUUCAUUUCCGAAAUAUACACAAAGAUUUUUGGACAGUCACUCAAAGGACAUACACAUUCCACAUGUUCCAAGUUAUUUAGGAUAAUCCCAUCUCAGCUGUUGUAUAGCAGCUAAAUAAUGAAUAUCUUAAAAGACAUCUUGCAGGGUUUAUAUGAGAUAAAUACAAACAGAUGAUAUUUGGUAUUGUUGUGAUGACACUAAAUAUGUCUUAUGAUGCUUAUUUAUCAAAAAAAAAAAUGCAUUCCUUAUUGUAAGUAUCGUUUUGGAAGCUUUGAUAUUGACAUAAAUCUGAUGGCAAACACAAAUUACAUUCGCUAUUUUAUUAAAGAACUCUGUGAAUUUUUCAAUGGCGGGAUGCAGCAAAAUGAAGCUUUUUUUUAACCUGUUUUUGUAGAUUAAAAAUGUUAAAAAUAAUGAUGUUUUAUUCACCUGAUGAAGAGUUGACUUUGGUGAAUUACAUGCAGCGGAUGUUGGGAUUUUGAGAGAUUGUAGCCGGAUAAUCAGAUGUAUUUCUGGUUAUAUUUUAUAUUUGUGGAUGCGUUCAGUAUGCACAGACCUGGGAUACUUGUGAAGAUUCAAACAGCAUUUCUACCUGAUGAAUGUGAGAGGAAGAAGAAAGAGAGUUACUGGACAAAUAAAAGUUGUUGUGUUUUAUAUUUGAUAUGCAAACAAGUCGAGCACUAAAGCUUUUAUUCUGCUGGACCGAUGCUUCUUGUCAAUGCAAAUAAA